AUGUUCCAAAUUAAGAGUUCAUAUUAUCAACCUACAAGUUCUACAAGUUUUAUUGCUGAAAUUGACUAUAUUAAUGAUAAGUCUAAUGAAUGUUUUGAUAAUAAGCCUGAUAAAUAUUUUAAUAAUAAGCCUGAUGAAUAUUUAAAAAAUAGGUUUGAUGAACAAUCAGAUAAUGAAUUUGAUGAACAAGUAGAACUUUAUGAAGGACAAAUUUUUCAGAUAGUUGAAAAAGCAUAUUCAGUAGUUGAGGCAUUUGCAAAUUCAAAUAGGUUUGGAAUUAGAAAAAGACAUGUUGAGAAAGAUCCAAAUAAUAAUGUUCAUACUGGCUAUACACCAGAUCCAAGUACUAUAAAAUUUAUUCUAAAAAAUCGUAAACUUACUGAUAAGAUGUUGGCAGAUAUUAAAUACUAUAUGAUAGUUGAAAAGCUUAAUGCAAGCACACAAUAUUAG
Molecule: messenger RNA, 450 nt
Organism: Cetraspora pellucida
Lineage: Eukaryota; Fungi; Glomeromycota; Glomeromycetes; Diversisporales; Gigasporaceae
Source: the annotation of a GenBank genome assembly